This is a messenger RNA of Ostrea edulis (European flat oyster), 5523 nucleotides long. RefSeq names its product centrosomal protein of 85 kDa-like. Gene Ontology annotation, cellular component: centrosome. The transcript is spliced from 15 exons. The record is from RefSeq and is a predicted model, not a curated record. Bases 579 to 2798 code for a protein of 739 amino acids. NCBI's taxonomy places the organism in Eukaryota, Metazoa, Mollusca, Bivalvia, Ostreida, Ostreidae.
UUGUAUUACUCCAAUAUCAAGUUGGGAUGGGAUUUUUGUGAACAGAGUGUUAAAUGAAGGUGCAUGCUACGUUAACUGCUGCAGUAUAUGAUGUAGAAUGUGUGGGAUUUGUUUUUGUAAGAUACACAGAUGCAGAUAGUGAGUGAGGUUUCAAUAUGUUUUAGUCUGCCGUUUAAAAUUAUAGCAGGACUGAGUAGUGAUUCACAGGAUGUGAUGAGCGGAUGUCAACAGAUACUGUGAUAUAUCAGAAAAUGUUUUGACAAAAAGGAAAAUCUGUUUUUAAACCACCACUUGACUCAUAUUAUGCGUAUGCCUAUCUAGAGAGACCUUUGUACAUUUUGGAAAGUGUUCAUUUGGAAUUUAGUACCUUGUUUGUCACUUGUAGUAUCAGGUAUUGGAUUUGACAAGCACUUUGUUGGUCUUGGGAUAAUCCUUCAGAGGAUCGCGUUCAUUAAGCAGUGAGAUCAGCAAGAGAGGGCAGACCGAUGACCAGGGUGUCUUUGUUUCACAAAUCUUCGGUUUAAUCUUCUGCAUGUGUAAUGUGAAGAUUUUUAGGACUUGGUCAACAGGCGCUAGCCAUGUCAUGGGCUGGAUCAGGCAACCCCAUCCAAAGUAAUGUACCAGAUUAUCAGAAGAUGCUGCAAAGUAAUCUUCUAUCAUCAGGAUGGAGCAGCAGAGGAGGGGGCUCGGAUAGGUACAACAGUUACCACCCCAAGUCUCCACUGUCACCCACCCCCCAGGACAAUCUCACAAACGGACUCCCAUACUCCGACACGACCCAUCGAUCACACUACCAAUCUUACCGCCCUUCAAAGUACGGAAUAAACGAUCCAACUUAUCUAGACAAAGACUUCAAAGAGUUGUCCACAGAGGAGUCGUACACCUACCCACCAAAGUAUGAGAUUGCAAGUAUGAAAGACCCCCUGGACAGACCAAGGUAUGACGUCAAGGAUACGCUAAACCCUCCCGGUAAAUACGAGCCUCCCAGUGACCUGUACCAGAGGAAGUACUCCAGUUACUCCGCCUCUCGCGGGGAGGAUAUUGACGGGCCGAUUGAUGACAGUAAUUGGGCGUCGCCCCCAAAGUCGGCGCCUUCAGACAUUGCAAGCUCUGUUUACACAGGACCAGUUAGGUUACGGUCUGUGACAGACGGACCAGAGUAUAUUCGUGACAGGAAGUCUUCAACACUGUACGAGGACAAGUAUUACUCGGACAAUGAUGCUGCAGUUCGUAGCUCUAAAUCUCGGUCGCGGUACGUCAGUGACUUGAAAUAUACGUCAGGUGAUUUAAGACAAUGGCAGAGAGGUCACCUGGAUACAUACGGAGAAACCUCGGCCAGCAAUCAGAUUUGGCCAAGUAUAUCUAGUUCAUUUGGAAAUUCAAAGGGUGAAACUAAUGGAGGCUUGGAUUCUCUGUUUAAACACAUUGAUGAUAAUCCGAGGAAGUGGGCGUCGGUCAGUAAAGCAGCAGAUGACAUCAUCAAAGAGAAGGACACUAUGAUUGAAAAAUUGAAAGUGCAAGUGAUGAGGUUAGAAGAGGACAACAAACAAUAUGAAGGGAAACUCAAGAGAGCUGUCCUUAAUGGAGAAGGUGGAGAGGGGGAGGCUUAUAAACAGAUUCAGGAACUGGAAUUGAAGAAUGCACAACUAAAAGCAGAGAAUGCUGAAAUCAGAACCAAGAAAAAUGCGGAACUAGACGAGCUGGAAAUGAAGCUAGGAGCUACCGAGCAGGAGGUGGACCAGCUGAGGGCAGCCAUGAGGAAACGAGGAUCCGGUCCGGAGUACUCCGACUCGCAGUUCUACGAGUUAGAGAGGGAGAUGGAGGACUGGAAGAGGAAAUAUCUAGAAAUGUUUGACAACCACCGUCAGAUGAAAGAGAAGCUGGACGAGCUACAGAGUUACUUGUCAGACCUGCCUACAGUGGAAGAGAGCAUGAAAAACAUCCAAGAACUCCAAAGCUUACGAGAGAAGACCAAAUUCCAGGAAAGUCGUGUCGAGGAGCUACAACAAAGGCUGUAUGAAGGCAAGAAAGCCCUGACAUCCAGAGAGGUUCAGAUCCAGGAAUUAGAGCACAAGGAGAAGAGGUUAGCAGGACAGGUAGCUAUGGUGACAGAGGAAAUCAACAGGAUAAAGUCUGAGGGGGAGGGGGCAGAGCUUCACAAGUGUGAGGAUCAACUCCACAAGGUCAAACUCGAGAACGAACGCCUGGCGGUGGACCUGGACAAGGCCAAAAAGCUUUUAGAGACAAGUCACCGAAAGUUGAGACAUUUAGAAGUGAAGCACCAGAACGAAAUGAAGGGACUGCAGGAACGGUUAACCCACGAGGAGGAAUCUGUGGAAGUUAUGAGGGAGGACUGUCGAAUGAAGGAGGAAAGCAUUAAAAAGCUACGGCGCUCUAUGAAAGAGUUGGGCAGCAAGAACCAGGACUUGAUGGAGCAGAUCCUCAUCAUUAGGGAGCAGUUAAAGACCCUGGAAGAGCAGGCAGCCGACGAGAACCAGAAAAUCCAGCGCCAUUUUACGCAGGAACUGAGUCUGUGUUACCACGAGUUACAGUCGCUGGUCCAAGUGUGUGUUCAGAGGGCUGAGGGUAAUGAUCCAAACAUGUCUCUGCUGUUAGGAGUUCGAGCUCCGUCCGAGAUAGAGACAGGACAAGCCACCAAAGAUCAAGAAGCGCAGACACUGAAACAGUGGCUGGGGAAAGUGAAGGAGCUGAGGUCAGAGAUUGAGGGCCUAAGGGGUCUUAUUUGUAACAAAUAUGCUGAGGAUCUAGGGGACAAUAUGAACUGCGUUACCCAGUGAUAAAGAAUUCUGGCACUGCCAUGCCACACGGGUUUCCUAUUGUCUUAAAUUGAGCAGCUGCUGACUUACACAGAAGUUUGUGGAGACAGUCAUGUCAUGGAGGUGUUUCCAAUUAUCAGAAGGAAUUAUUGGAUUACAAAUGACAAUUCCUCAAGUUCCUUGGUUUCUAUUGGCUAGGUAUUUCCCAAAGGUUCAAGGACUGGGUAAAGAUUGCAAGACCUCUGUAUCAAUCACUUUUUCCAUCAAAUCAACUAAAUAUCACUCAGUCUAUGUGUUAUUGUGGAGGUUUUGCGUUGGUUUGUGGAUAUGGGGUAUUGGAAGUCUCCGAGACUAGCCCCCUUAACCCAUCGAACACUAGUCGGUACACCCAGCUGUCUCGCGUUAUCCAAUGAACCGUUGAAUUUCAUUAUCCUGUUUAUGGUGUCAGAAACAUUUACUUGAACAGUUAGAGAGGGUAGUAUUUAUUUUAUCUUGUAUUGAAUACACCUGUACUGUGCCUUUGUGGAUGUUUUGUGAUGUUUGGCUUUAAGUCAGGAAAAACUUGGAAAUCCAAUGGUUGUGUAUAUUGUGAAUUUUAUGAAUGUGAGAAAAGUUUAUUAUUAUUAUUAUUAUAUUUUGGUUUAUUAUGUAUGUAGGGUAACAUGUAUUUUAAAAUGGAAACAGAAUUUUUUAGGGAAAGAAUCUGAUUCUGUGAUUUAGUUAUGAGACAGUGGUUGCUACAAAUAUUGAUAAUGCUAUUUCCUUUUUGCCUGAAGAUUUGCCAAAUCCCAUAGCAUUACCAUAACAAGACACGGUAUAAAACACAAACUGACUGAACAAGUGUAUUGUGUCCAUGUUAGAAAUUGUAUGUCUGUGGAGUUUUGAAACAAUGCCUGAAUCUAUUAAUGCCAAAUCCAGAUUGUUUACAAGUGCCAUACUCAGUAUUUUACAUGGAUAAUCAUGAGGAGGAGUCUACUCAUGGAUGUAUAAAUGAAAUGAAAAAAAAAAAUGUUUGUAUAGUUAUUGACGUACCUGUAUUUCACUCAGCGGCUCUUGACAUUUGUGUUGAAAUGAACGUGUUUUAGUAAUUUCUUUCAUGCGGUGAUUUGAAUGUAGUAAGAGGGCGGGAGUUAAUGAAGAAGUAGGAGAACAUUGUGCAUUCCAGAUCUGCGGUGUAACUUAUUACAUGUAUAAUCAUAGAAUCAUUCCUUCAUGAAUAUCAUCCACAUUACGUUGCUAAAAUUCAUCUCGUUCUAAAGCCAAAAAGAGAAUGUGAUCGGAAUAUUUUUGUAAAUCAUAAAAAAAAGUAUCCAUUUCAUCCUGGUUGAACAUGUUUAUUUCAUCAUCAUUUGAAAAAUAAUGUGCAAUGGAAUCUCAGGGAGAUGUAAAUACUGUAGACAGUGGUGUGAAAACUGUAGGUUCGUUUGUCUCAUUGUGUUGUGUUCAGGGUCAUGUGAUUCCUGUUAAAUGGCUAAUUGAGCCAUGUAGUGCAUAGAAUUAAUUCAAAGGAAAUCAAACUCCAUUGGUAAAUGACUAAUGCUCGUAAGCAUGUAACACUUUUUACAUUUUAUUAAUGCUGUACAGAGACAGGUGGCACUUCGACACUCGAAAUCAAUUUAAAAUGUUGUUUUCAUAGAAUACGGCGUACAGUGUUCCUGAUUUAUUACGUUCAUAAAAUCAAAAGAUAUUGAUGAAUAUUAUUAUCUAUGAUAUAAACAGGGUCUGAUAAAGCUAUCAAAUGAUAUUAUGCUAAUUUUAAUAGUUCCUAAGUUAUGGCCACCAACUUUGAAGAAUGUCAUGUUUUUUCUUCAUCUUGUGUUUAUUUUGUGUUUUUUUUUUGUUAUUUCAGGUUACUAGUAGUUUGCCAAUAAAAAGAUAGAGGACUGUAUUCAUGCAGAUUAAUGUUAAAUUUAUCGGUAUCAACAUGUAUUUUCCUUAAGGUGGCUCACUACACCCAAAUAGUUUCUUAAAUCAGAACGAAUUGAUUUAAUUAUAAAAGAUAUGAUGAUAUACAAUAAAUAUAUAUAUGCCAAAAAGGCAAAAAAUAUACAAAUUUGGAUAAAAACAUGAUUUUCAAAAAAAAAAUUCAACACAUAUGAAUAAAGGACUCUGGGGGAUUUGAACUCGAGAUCUGUGUUUCACCAGCCCAAUGCUUUAACCACUGAGCAACAAUGAUAGACAAACAAAUCGAUCGAUACAAAUAAUUUCACAAAACAUUUAAAUCGCCAUCUUGUGACAUGUUGUCAUAAAGAGUAUAAGCUUUAGUGUAGUGAGCUACCUUAAGUGAUUUAUUAGUGAAACAUUACAGUAAAACAUGCUUAUAACGAAUUCACGCUUAUUGCGAAGAGAAAUUUAUUCCACUAUGAGAGGAAAACAACGAAAAUUUUGUCAGAUGUAUUAAGAAGCUUGGUCAUAAUAAAAUGUUUUUGGGUGGCCCUGGAGGUUUGCUAUAACCAUGUUUUACUGUAUAAUGAAGUUUGGUUAUAAUGAACUGGUUUUUUUUUUUUGGUGGCUCUAGAGUUUCGCUAUAUCUGUGUUUUACUGUAUCAUUACAUUAGGUAUACCACAUUAAGAUAGUCAGUAUUAAGAGAUGUCACUGCCACUGUAGUCAUUAAACUGAUUCAGUUUGUUGGAUUUUUGUAGUGUAUAGUCACAGUGUAUUUAGGUUUUUAUGACAGUUUGAAGUUCAGUACAGUUAAGAGGAUUUGUAAAAUAUUGUGAGAAAAUAAAUUAUAAAUCUCUCACA